GCUGGAGUCGCCAGUUGUUUGGCAGGAAUUUGACAUUCCCCUUUAUCACCACAAAUCAUUUGAUGCGCGUAAAUCUAAGAACACUAUCAACUAGAUACCAAAAUUGUAAAAGUGCGCCGUCGGUCGGCGAUCCCAAUAAAGAAUUCAAAGAAAAUUCCUCAAAAACUAAAAGGAAGGGAAAAAAAAAUAAAGAAUUGGUUGAGGAGCUUGAGAAACAUGACGUGACAGACAAAACCUCAAAAAUUUUGCUCGAGGAAUUGUGGACGCACAAAACUCUUGCAGAAAAAUUAUCUUUGAAGCCCCCCAGUCCUGUCGGUUGUUGGCAGGACAUUGAGGCUUACAAACCAAAAGUCAAAUCAUUGAACAUCGAGGAAUAUAAAAAGUUACAUUCUCGGAUAAAUCGAGGAUUUGUAGUGGAACAAAUUCGAGAAUUCCUGAAGAAUCACGGUCAACCUUCAAAAGGCAAUAAGGAUAUAAUGGUCGAUGAUAUAAUCCAGAAAAUUUGGGAAGUACCUAAACCAAUAGAAAUAUUACAAGAAA
Messenger RNA from Acaulospora morrowiae, 540 nucleotides. NCBI's taxonomy places the organism in Eukaryota, Fungi, Glomeromycota, Glomeromycetes, Diversisporales, Acaulosporaceae. The record is from the annotation of a GenBank genome assembly.